GGGGGUGGUCCCUCCCCGUGCCCAAAGGUGGACCAGAGAGCUAGGUGCGGGCCCACCGAGCGCCUGCGGGGCUGCCAGUCCCCCACUGGGGUCGGGGCUCCGCGGUCCUGUCCUCUCGGCGCGCCCCGGCACCCUCCCCACUCACGCCAUCCCUCCUAUUGGCGCCCUCGCCCCCACCGCACCCCUGCUCUUCCUGCGCAUCGCCCCACCGCACCCCUCCGCCUCCUAGGGGCCCUGGUCUCCCCCGCACACCGGUGCCCCCUCUCCUCCCCGAGUCGCCCCUCCCCACUUUCCCCCCAGCGGGGAUCCGCUGUCCCCACCGCGCGUCCCCUCGCCCUGCCGCCAGCGUCCCCGGGCCUAGCCCAGGGCGCCGUCAGAGCACCCUCCGCGCCCGGGCCGCGCACGGCCCCGACGCCUCCCUCCCCACGUCGCGCGCCGCCCGCCGAUCCCUCGGACGAGCCGGGCGCGGAUUGGCCUUGAGAAGAGGGAAGUGCCCGCCCCCCGAGCCGCCGGCCAAUGGGGAGGCGGGGGCGGGCCGGCGGCGGGCGCCGGAAGCGGCCGAGCGACGAGGGGACGUCGCGUCGCCGGGUCUCGAGCAGCUGCCGCGGAGCCGCCGGACGGACCGCCGGACCUGCCUGCCCGCCAUGGCCGAGAGCGACUGGGACACGGUGACGGUGCUGCGCAAGAAGGGCCCCACGGCCGCCCAGGCCAAGUCCAAGCAGGCUAUCCUAGCAGCUCAGAGACGGGGAGAAGAUGUGGAGACUUCCAAGAAGUGGGCCGCCGGCCAGAACAAACAGCAUUCGAUCACCAAGAACACGGCCAAGCUGGACCGGGAGACUGAGGAGCUGCACCACGACCGGGUGACCCUGGAGGUGGGCAAGGUGAUCCAGCAAGGCCGGCAGAGCAAGGGGCUGACUCAGAAGGACUUGGCCACGAAAAUCAACGAAAAGCCACAGGUCAUCGCGGACUAUGAAAGCGGACGGGCCAUUCCUAAUAACCAGGUUCUGGGCAAGAUCGAGAGAGCUAUCGGCCUGAAGCUCCGGGGGAAGGAUAUCGGGAAGCCGAUUGAGAAGGGGCCCAGGGCGAAAUGAACACAAAGCCUCGAAAUCAGUGCGUUCCGGCUGAUCUCGCCUGGCUGGUUCCCCUUGACCACCGGUGCCAGCGUGGUCUCUUCACGUGGCCGAGCGGAACGCGGGGCGUCAGCCCUGCCCGGGAACCCCCUCUACCCUGCUGUCAAACAAAACCUUGCAAAGUAUUGCUUCUCCUGAUUUUUUUUCCUUCCCAUCCCUGGUGUCUGCCCAGCCUCGGGGCGGCUCCCCGGGGAGCUCUGAGCGGGACCACCUCACGCUGGCGGGGCUGUGGGGUGGGGUGGCCUGACCCAGAAGAGAAGAUGUCUUCUCCAGUCGGCUUUUAGAGAAGCUAAUAAACGUGUUGCCCUUCC
Leopardus geoffroyi (Geoffroy's cat) is the source of this 1441-nucleotide messenger RNA. RefSeq names its product endothelial differentiation related factor 1 (gene EDF1). The transcript is spliced from 5 exons. Lineage: Eukaryota; Metazoa; Chordata; Mammalia; Carnivora; Felidae. Bases 645 to 1091 code for a protein of 148 amino acids. Gene Ontology annotation, cellular component: nucleus. Gene Ontology annotation, molecular function: DNA binding. The record is from RefSeq and is a predicted model, not a curated record.